CUCGGGGGUACGGGAGAAAACGCGAUGUGCGUCGUACACACCCGACCUGAAUCUCUAGCGCGAAAUGUUUUGUUUCAAAUAUAUCGGCGCCUCUAUUGACGUCAAUAAUUUUCUUUCUACGAUAAAACAAAUCUCAUAUCGCGUAUAUUGUGAAUGUUUUAUCGCAAUGCAAUUAUAUUCAUUUUCUUGGGUGAACAGUAUGAGCCCUGAAUUACACCUUUGACAAGAAAUGAGCGUGCUUUGACAGGUUGGUGGGAGAUGAAAAAAAACAAACGAUGGACAUUUUUUACAAUGUUUACACAAAUGACGAGAGGAAUGUCGAGCAAGAGAAACGUUCAUCACACGAUGGCCUCGGCAUCUGUCGAAGAAGAUAGCGACAGCGACAGCGAUAGCGACUCUGACGGGGAACAGGCCAGAGGACAAUCCGCUUUCUGGAGAAGAAAAAUGCGCACGCUUCACAGUCAUUUGGAUGUUAACAAGGAUGGAGUCAUAAGUUAUGACGAUUUUAUGCUGCUCGCUGAAAGAUUCACCGAACUUGGUCAUCUCUGCCCGGAAUCUAAAGAAGAAUUUGUCAAAGUUCUCAGCGACAUGUGGGUUGAGCAGUGGGGAGAAAUCAGUCCCUACAAUCUUGUAGGCGUUGAACAGUAUCUCGAAGAAAUGCAUCAUGUUUUAAAUGAUUGUUCUCUCAAAAAGAAAUGCCACCAUUUCUUACCAUUCCUAUUCAAGGCGGUGGAUAAAGACCGCAGCGGAGAAAUAUCGGUUGAGGAAUUCAAGCUUUUCUUCCAGUGCCUCGGUCUCUCCAAUGACCAUGCAGUCAUCACGUUCACAUUUAUCGACACGAACGAAGACGGUAAAAUCAGUCAACACGAAUUCAUCAAACUGGGACGGGACUUUUUCCUGACGGAAGAUGAAACCAAGCCGAGCAAGCACUUCUGGGGACCGCUCGUCGAUUAGCGAUUGAUUCGUCUAAUCAGUACCCACACAUAAUGCAACUAUUGUGAUAAUUUCUUAUUGCGUGAUUUUUAUCUUCUGUUUUACGCACUUCGACUUUUUACGGUAUUCAAAAUACCUGUAAAUUCUAAGUCUGAACACUAUUUUGAUAUGUAAGGUUUUUUAUAUCCGUACUUGUAAAACAAAAAAAAAACAAAAAAUAUCGUGUAUAAUAGAUAUAUUCGUAAUUUUUUGUAAAUUGUGCAAGAAUUAA
Venturia canescens is the source of this 1204-nucleotide messenger RNA. It is a transcript of the gene CBP, whose product is annotated as sarcoplasmic calcium-binding protein. The record is from RefSeq and is a predicted model, not a curated record. NCBI's taxonomy places the organism in Eukaryota, Metazoa, Arthropoda, Insecta, Hymenoptera, Ichneumonidae. Bases 259 to 954 code for a protein of 231 amino acids. Gene Ontology annotation, molecular function: calcium ion binding. The transcript is spliced from 6 exons.